AUGUCUCAGACGCCAAGACAAGAUCAAUUCAUAGCCAACGACGUCACGUCGAACUCUUCGAAUAGUACGCGGCCUAUGCUUGUCAAGGAAUAUAAAAAAAUCGGACAUGGAGCUUUUGGAACUGUGGUACAAGCGUUUUUGACUCCGGAUAAUAAUAAAUGGUACGGUCCGUUCGCUAUCAAAAAGGUGCCGGCUCAAACUGAAUACAAAUCGAGAGAAUUGGAAAUGCUACGGAUUGCAGAGCAUCCCAACGUGGUCAAACUGGAGUAUUUCUUUACACACGUAUCGCCGCAGGACAACAAGGUUUAUCAACAUCUUGCCAUGGAAUGUCUCCCGGAAACUUUGCAAUUCGAAAUCCAUCGGUAUGCUUUAAAUAAGUUGGAACUGCCCUUAAAGCAUACCAAGCUAUACACAUACCAAGUUGCACGCGGUAUGCUGUAUCUGCACGCACUGGGCAUCUGCCACCGUGACGUGAAGCCAUCAAACGUGCUUGUGGACCCAAAUUCCGGUGUGCUCAAGAUUUGUGACUUUGGGUCUGCCAAAAAACUCGAACAAAACCAGCCUUCUAUCAGCUACAUCUGUUCCAGAUUCUAUAGAGCUCCGGAACUCAUAGUAGGAUGCACGCAAUAUACUACUCAGAUAGACAUUUGGGGGCUGGGGUGUGUAAUGGGGGAAAUGCUGAUAGGCAAAGCAGUUUUUCAAGGCCAGGAGCCCUUACUGCAGCUGCGGGAAAUUUCCAAACUACUGGGCCCUCCAGACAAGAAAUUCUUGUUUUUUUCUAACCCAUCUUACGAUGGGCCACUUUUCUCGAAGCCUUUGUUCACUGGAACUGUGAAAGAGCGUUUUGAAAAGCAUUUCGGUCAAGCUGGCCCCGAUGGCGUGGAUUUGCUGAUGAAAAUAAUGACAUAUGAACCGGAGCGCAGACUUUCGCCGCGGCGUAUCCUGGCGCACCCAUUUUUCGAUGACUUGAAAAAAGAACGUUAUUUCUUUCCUCGCGGCCAUACUCAACCAAAAUGCCUACCUGAGCUGUUUGAUUUUACACCUUUCGAGAUGCAAAUCAUUGGUGAACUGGCUCCAGAGGUUCUACCACAAGAGUAA
Messenger RNA from Lachancea sp. 'fantastica', 1098 nucleotides. The record is from the annotation of a GenBank genome assembly. NCBI's taxonomy places the organism in Eukaryota, Fungi, Ascomycota, Saccharomycetes, Saccharomycetales, Saccharomycetaceae.